Molecule: messenger RNA, 509 nt
Organism: Parathielavia appendiculata
Lineage: Eukaryota; Fungi; Ascomycota; Sordariomycetes; Sordariales; Chaetomiaceae
Exons: 2
Coding region: 1-372 (123 amino acids)
Source: RefSeq, a predicted model, not a curated record
AUGGGUGGAUGGAGAUGGUGGUGGCAGACUCGCAGUGGCAAGGAUUUGGACGAGGACGAGGGCGAGGACGAGAACGAAGAGGACACCGCUACUGUGGUCCCGACGCGCUUGUCUGGCAUCAAGAGCCCAUCACACGAGUCCCAAGUGAGCGAAGUAUCCCAUUCCAAAGUGGUCCUAUCCGAUGUGCGAGCUCUACUAACCCGAGUCCACACUUCCCAGUUCUUGUUCACGAACCUCCCCAACGACGAACCCCUCAGGCGCAUUAGCGCGUUCGGAGUGCGCUCGCAAGCCAUCGCCAUCCUGGCAGAAGUGGUGCAUGACCGAAAGCUCGGGUACCCGCACCGCUUCGGCAACUACCCCGACAAACUAUAGCUCGCCAUCCGGCACCCCCUGAUUUAGCACCGCCUUACCCCUGACGGCCCCUACACUGCCGGCUCCCCGCCGGGACCCCCCCGCACCGUCGUGAACACAAUCCUGAGGCCAUGUACCACGAUCUGACAAAACCCUCA